UCCCAUUUGCUGAGCCAAGUGCGUGAUGUGAUCGCUGUGAUCCGCAGCUAUUCAGUGGGUUCGUAUCCCAAAGGCAGUCCUUUCUCGCGGAUUCAAACUUUUAAGACUUUGAAAGAACAGAAAAUUCAGGAAAAGGAAACCGGAUGAGAAGGGAGGGCAAUGGAAAAGAGAAAAGUAGAGAUCGGGAUAUAAGGGAAGAGCGAUUUCGACCGGAUGGAAACAAUGAAGGAUCUGUGGUCACAUUAAAUGAAGAACUGCAAAUGAUAGCUGAAUACAGAAACUAUCGAGUUUCUGCAUACACAGAAUGAUAAUGGAAGUUUGCAUCUCAGGAUGCUGACUAAUGUUCAUCCUGAUGAUGAAGACUGUCAUUGAUGCUUCUCAACAAAAGGCUAUAAUGAGAUGAUUAUGGAAAUGACAGUAGCAACCAAAUGUGCUGAAUCUAUCAAACUUUCCCCACCUUCCCUUCUCUGUCCUCCAACACCAUUUUCUUCAGUCCCCAAUGUUGGUACUCCCCUAGUACCAAAUGGAAGCCUCCCAAUGACACUAAUACCACCACCACCACCACCACCACCUUUUGGGUCAUCAUCUUCUUCAAGUUCUGUUCGGAAAUCAAAAUUGAAAAAGGUGAACUGGAUCACAAUUCCAAAAGACAGGGUUUUGGGGAAAGACAACAUCUGGACAACGGACAAGUAUGAUGAUGACUUUCAGUUAAACACUUUAAUAAUGGAGGAGUUAUUCGAACAGGUGGAGAAUGUUUCACUCCAUGGCUGUAAACAUCGGAGAAGCUUUAAAAACAAUUGCCUAGAUCCCACCAGUGAAAGAAUAUCUCUCCUGGAUUCCAGAAGAAGCAUGAAUGUGGGGAUAUUUCUCAAACAGUUUAAAAGAUCGGUGUGGGAAAUUGUGGAAGAUAUUAAAAAAGGAACUGCUGAAGGAUAUGGGGCUGAGGAAUUGAAUAAGCUGCUGAAACUACUGCCAGAAGCUGAAGAGGUAAAACGCCUCAAAGAGUUUGAAGGAGACCAGAGUAAACUGUCUAAGGCAGACCUCUUUAUGAUGCUGUUGGUGAGAGUGCCAAGUUACUGCUUGCAUUUGGAAGCCAUGAUUCUUAAGGAUGAAUUUGAGCCACAAAUAAAAUCGCUUCAGACAUCUAUUUGUAUAUUGAUAAAGGCUGCACAUGAACUACGGAACUGUGAUGAGUUGCAUAAUAUCUUGAGGCUGGUGUUGAAAGCUGGAAACCACAUGAAUGCUGGAGGAUAUUCAGGAAAUGCUGCAGGAUUUCGGAUUGCAUCACUGUUGAAGCUUGCUGACAUAAAAGCAAACAAACCUGGCAUGAACCUGAUGCACUUUGUGGUCAUGGAAGCAGAAAAAAAGGACAAAAAGCUUCUUUCCUUCCCAGAUAAACUGGAACACAUUGGAGCAGCUGCCAGAUUAUCCGAAGAUGGUAUGACAGAGGAGCUAAAUAAGCUGGCAGAAAGACUUGCCUCUCUGCAGACAAAUUUAAAUGAAGAUCCAGAGCUUGAAGCACAGAUGGCUCCCUUUCUACAGUGCUUUAUACUUUGGGCAGGAGAGAAAGCGGUGGUCAGUGUCAAUGCUGCCCACAAAAGGUUGGCUAUCCAGAGGAGAAAGAGGAUGAAUAAUCUCAUCUUUGCCAACAGGACUGCAAAGGAAAAAUUGAAAGAGAUAUGGAAAACAAUGGAAUUGUUCCAGAGUAAAAGACUGUCCUUGGCAGAAUAUUUCUGUGAAGAUGAAAAGUUUAAACUCGAGGAAUAUUGUAUUGUUCUCAAAAGCUUCUGUGAAAAAUUCCUCAAAGCAAUUCAGGAGAAUACAAAUCGUGAAAUUGAGGAACUGAAGAGGCAACAGAGAGAUAAGGAAAUGGCAGAGAAGAGGCACUCAGUUGCUACUUGUUCCUCUAUCGAAAUUGAACUUGGUCAAGAUGAGUUGGAGAGGUCACUUGCCAGAAGUCUACGAAGUCAGAGUAUGAGGCAAUGGGAACGCAGGUCUUUCGAACAUGACUCUCGCUCUACUGCACAUUGCACAAAAAAGCCGUACUCCUCUGGGGGAGUAACAGAGGUGGAACGAGACCAUGACACAAACGGCAUAAUUAGUGACUUCAUUGACAAGGAACUGGCAAAUCUUAUGCGGAAGGUGUCUGAGAAAGUUCUGAAACAACAGCUGAGUCACUGUGUUAUGCAGGUAGGAUAUCCUAUUCCAAAAGAAAGGGUAAACAUUCUGAACCAGGAACCUGACACUAUCAAAGAAACAGCAAAGCUUGUACAAGAACCUGGAGAAUCCCAGCAAACUCUGCCAUUGGUCAAAGAAUAUCCAGAGCUGAGUCGCCCAGCUGAGUGCAGAACUCCAGUCAAAAGACUUAAAUCUUAUGAAAAUUUAUCAUUGAAAAAAUCACAGCCUAGUCACUGCUCAAAGUGGAAGAGAGAGUCCUUGGAACAAAGAGGGGAACAAGAUGCAGCUUCAAAAAGGAAACAAUUUCACCAAUCUUCACCCACUCCUAAAAAGACUUUGGGUGGAGUUGAAGCCAGAGUCGAUCAGAAGGAUCAUGUUGCCAAGAAACUUAUGACAGAGUUAAACAAAGGUGAAAGCAGGAGCUUGACUAUAAACAGAAAAUGCAAAAUGAACAGUGAUCCUACCAAGAUCCACUCAAUUCUGUCUCUGAAAGGCCAGAGGGCAACAUCUUUGCGACAUAAAGAACAUUCACCUGAAAAACUUCUCUCUCCCACAACAACUUUAACACGAAGGAAUUUGCCCAGUCCAGUACAAAGGAAAUCUAUCACAACAGGUAUUAAACAAAUGAGUAAAGCGAAGGAAAUAAAAGAGACUCUCAAAGUACCUGAGCAGGCAACAAUAACUGGGAGAAAAUCUAUCCAAAAUCAAAAGGCAAACUGCAGCUCUUCGCAGUCAAAUUUUACUAUAACUUCUACAGUCACCAGUUCCAAGAAUUUCUUAAACAAAUCAGAAACUGUGACAUCAGACUCCAGAAAUCCUCAUGCCAAACAACCUCUGCAACUCAAGAAACCAAACCCUGACAGAGUUACUAUGGUAGGUCAACACACCAGGCCCCUAAAACAGAACAGACAGCCAGUGUGGCGGUGAUACUAGCAGGCAGCUUGUAUGGCAAUGAUAGUAGUGUUGGGAGUUGAUUGGUAUGCUGUCUUUUCAGUCCAGUCACGCUGAACAAAAUUCUCAGCCAGAAAGAUUUUACUGGCUAAUGGGACGUUUGAGAUAUUCAUCAUAAGAUUUGGUACAAUGUUGCCUGUAACUAGACAUAAUGAAGAAAAGAAAUAAAAUGUGAAAGUGAGUCAUUAAAAUGGUUUGUUUUUCAGAAGAACACAAAAAAAGGAAAGGCCUGUUUUAGAAACUGUGAACAAGCCAUUUAUUCAGUUCCUUUUGCUUUGUACAGAAACAGGAUUAAAUAAAUAUUUUUCUGAUCUUA
Molecule: messenger RNA, 3445 nt
Organism: Carcharodon carcharias (great white shark)
Lineage: Eukaryota; Metazoa; Chordata; Chondrichthyes; Lamniformes; Lamnidae
Gene: fhdc2
Product: FH2 domain containing 2
Exons: 13
Coding region: 400-3105 (901 amino acids)
Source: RefSeq, a predicted model, not a curated record